AUGGGGGAGCACUCCGAAACCGAAACAAGCUCUACCUUGCCUACAGUCCGUAUUCAGCUCCUGAGCGACCUGCACCUGGAGAUGCCUCGGCCUUAUCAUCCAGAAUCAGGAUACAGCGAGGACGGACAUGUUUUUGAAUACGACUUCCCGGCACGCGCCGACGUCCUUGCAUUGCUUGGAGACAUCGGUGUAACGCGAGACGACCGUUUCUUCGCCUGGCUUCGUUCCCAGCUGAAGCGGUUCAAAUUGGUGCUCUUCCUCUCCGGUAACCACGAAGCAUACCACUCGUCUCUGGAAGCGUCAAACCGCAGACUCGUCGCAUUCGCCGCACAGUGCGACGAAUGGGCAGCCAACCCGCCCGCCGGCCAGUCCAUCGGCCGUUUCGUCCUCCUCGACCGCACGCGGUUCGACCUCUCCGAUACGGUCACCGUGCUCGGCUGCACGCUGUGGUCCCGCCUCGACAUGCUGAACGCCGAGAUGCUCUGCUUAGGCCUGAACGACUUCCGCCUCAUCUCGGACAUGAACAUCGCGACGUACACGGCCCUCCACCGGCGGGACGUCGAGUGGCUCGAGCGGAGCAUCACGCAGAUCGCCCGCGACGAGCCCCAUCGGCGGAUCGUCGUGAUGACCCACCACGCGCCCACCGUCGCGGACACGUCCGAGGAGAGGUUCGUCGGGGGGCCGCUGAACUCGGCGUUCGCGACGGAGUUGACGGAAGGGCCGUGCUGGAACGAGCGGGUGAAGGUGUGGAUGUUCGGACACACGCACUGGCCGUGCGACUUCGAGAGGAAGGGUGUGAGGGUUGUGAGCAAUCCGAGGGGUUAUCGGCAUGCCAUGGACGGCUUUGAGCCUCACAUGGUGGUAGAAAUAUAA
Dichomitus squalens LYAD-421 SS1 is the source of this 873-nucleotide messenger RNA. Its product is annotated as Ser/Thr protein phosphatase protein. The record is from RefSeq and is a predicted model, not a curated record. The coding region runs from base 1 to 873 and encodes 290 amino acids. Lineage: Eukaryota; Fungi; Basidiomycota; Agaricomycetes; Polyporales; Polyporaceae. The transcript has 2 exons. Gene Ontology annotation, molecular function: hydrolase activity.